UACACUUGUAACUUGUUCAUACUACAAACCUCACUCUCACUCUCACUCUCACUCUCACUCUCACUCUCACUCUCACUCUCAUUCCCUUCUACUUAAAUUUAAUGUUUAUUAAAGUAAAUAAAAGCUAGUAACUAAUACUACUACAGGUAAAGCAUGAAUAUUUCACUCUCCAAGCAAACGCCGAUGGUGAUCAACCUCCUUCCGCGCCACCGGAGAAAGGAGAAGGCGGUGGUGGUGGUGGGGGCGACGGGGACCGGAAAGUCCCGGCUCUCCAUCGACCUGGCGACCCGGUUCGACGCGGAGGUCAUUAAUUCCGAUAAAAUGCAAGUAUACAGGGGGCUCGACAUCGUCACCAAUAAGGUCACCGAGGACGAGUGCUGCGGCGUGCCGCACCACCUCCUCGGAUUCGCGGACCCCGCAGCGGACUUCGGGGCCCGCGACUUCGUCCACCACGCCUCCGCGGCGGCCGACGACAUCACCGCGAGGGGGCGGAUGCCCAUCAUCGCCGGAGGAUCCAACUCCUUCAUCAAAGCGCUCGUCGUCGACGACCACCAUUUCCGGUCGAGGUACGACUGCUGCUUCUUGUGGGUCGACGUGGCGGCGCAUGUGCUCGGCCCGCGAGUGUCGGGGCGAGUCGACCGGAUGGUGGACUCGGGCCUGGUGGAGGAGGCGCGGGGCUUCUUCAGCCCCGCUGGAGACUACAGCCGCGGGGCCCGGCGCGCCAUCGGCGUGCCGGAGCUCGACGAGUACUUCAGGAGCGAGGGUGGCGGCGGCGACAGGGAGAGGCUGCUCGAAAAAGGAAUUGAUCAGAUAAAAUUCAAUACCCGGGCUCUGGCGGGUCGCCAGCGGCAGAACAUUAUGCGGCUAGCGGAGCACCUCGAGCGGCGGAUGCACCGCCUCGAUGGGGAGAGGCCCAUGGAGGGGCUGAGCGCCAGGAUCAUAGCUCAGUUCCUGCGCGAGGACCAAGUGGACUUUGUGUCAGCGAUCGCGGCUGGGCCAAACCGGCCAGCCGCCGGUCAACUUAUAACUUCCGCCGUCGGCCGCUAGUGGGACCCUUCAAAUAUUUUCACUGUUUUAGUACUAAAUCCUCCCUCCGUCCAUAAAUAAGAAAAUUAUUUUUUUUUCCGGCACAAGUUAAAAGAAAUAUUAAGAAAAGUUGAGGAUAAAAAGUUGAAAAGGAAUAAGUUAGUAGGAUGCAGAGCCUACUAUCAUUUAUAGUAUAAAUGAAUCAAAAUUCCUAUUCGCAGCUAAUGGAAGGAGUACUUAAUGGCUUCACUUAAAAUCAACUCCUACUAUCGUCCAAAAAAUUGGUCUAUCUUAAAUGGAACAAGUAUGAUAGUAAUUCUAGUAGUACUUAGAAUUACUCCCUCCGUCCCGCACUACUCGCACUUAUUUCCUUUUUGGGCGUCCCAAGUUACUUGCACUCUUUCCAUUUUUAGUAAAAAAUUUCACCUACA
Molecule: messenger RNA, 1457 nt
Organism: Salvia splendens (bonfire salvia)
Lineage: Eukaryota; Viridiplantae; Streptophyta; Magnoliopsida; Lamiales; Lamiaceae
Product: adenylate isopentenyltransferase 5, chloroplastic
Exons: 1
Coding region: 154-1047 (297 amino acids)
Biological process (GO): cytokinin biosynthetic process; tRNA modification
Cellular component (GO): mitochondrion
Molecular function (GO): tRNA dimethylallyltransferase activity
Source: RefSeq, a predicted model, not a curated record